Molecule: messenger RNA, 1913 nt
Organism: Girardinichthys multiradiatus
Lineage: Eukaryota; Metazoa; Chordata; Actinopteri; Cyprinodontiformes; Goodeidae
Product: pre-mRNA 3' end processing protein WDR33-like
Exons: 3
Coding region: 115-1785 (556 amino acids)
Source: RefSeq, a predicted model, not a curated record
CUAUUUGACAACAAGUUAAGAAGACGGAGCAUUCUUAAAAAAACACUGGUGUUACAUAACUUGCUGUUUUCUGGAUAUCAAUUACUGAAUUUGCUGCUUGGUGUGGCUGAAGUAAUGGGCUGUUUCUUUUGGCUGCUGUUGUCAAUACUUGCUGUUCAAAGAUUUAAAGUAAAUGGUGAUCCAGCUGGCUUUGCCAUAAAAUAUGAAGAUGCAGAAACUCUUCUGGCUGGUUCUCAACCAGAUUUGUAUGGGCCUCAAUUUCCCGUUGAGCCUAAAGACGCAAUAGGGGGUCCAGUGAGCCCUGAGGACCUGCCAAACUGGCCCAAUGCACCCCAGCAGCAUUAUGGCCACCCACCCCAGAGUCUAGAAGUGUCCCAACAUAAAUGGUAUCAUAAAUACCCACCCCAAGGUCUCCAACAUCAGCAACAUGAUUACUUGCCCCAGGGCCCCUUGCUGCCCCAGGGCCCCUUGCUGCCCCAAUAUCAGCAACAGCAUCAGGGCCCCCUUCCACAGGGUCCUGUGGUGCCCCAACGUCAGCAGCAACGGCAUCAUGACCCCCUUCCACAGGGUCCCGUGGUGCCCCAACGUCAGCAGCAACGGCAUCAUGGCCCCCUUCCACAGGGUCCCGUGGUGCCCCAACGUCAGCAGCAACGGCAUCAUGGCCCCCUUCCACAGGGUCCCGUGGUGCCCCAACGUCAGCAGCAACGGCAUCAUGGCCCCCUGCCUCAGGGUCCCGUGGUGCCCCAACGUCAGCAGCAACGGCAUCGUGGCCCCCUGCCUCAGGGUCCCGUGGUGCCCCAACGUCAGCAGCAACGGCAUCGUGGCCCCCUGCCUCAGGGUCCCGUGGUGCCCCAACGUCAGCAGCAACGGCAUCAUGGCCCUCUGCCUCGGGGUCCCGUGGUGUCCCAACGUCAGCAGCAACGGCAUCAUGGCCCCCUGCCUCGGGGUCCCGUGGUGCCCCAACGUCAGCAGCAACGGCAUCAUGGCCCCCUGCCUCGGGGUCCCGUGGUGCCCCAACGUCAGCAGCAACGGCAUCGUGGCCCCCUGCCUCGGGGUCCCGUGGUGCCCCAACGUCAGCAGCAACGGCAUCAUGGCCCCCUGCCUCGGGGUCCCGUGGUGCCCCAACGUCAGCAGCAACGGCAUCAUGGCCCCCUGCCUCGGGGUCCCGUGGUGCCCCAACGUCAGCAGCAACGGCAUCAUGGCCCCCUGCCUCGGGGUCCCGUGGUGCCCCAACGUCAGCAGCAACGGCAUCAUGGCCCCCUGCCUCAGGGUCCCGCGGUGCCCCAACGUCAGCAGCAACGGCAUCAUGGCCCCCUGCCUCAGGGUCCCGUGGUGCCCCAACGUCAGCAGCAACGGCAUCAUGGCCCCCUGCCUCACGCUCUGUUGGUUUCCAAAAGUGAGCAACACUAUAGUAGCUACCCAGCUCAAGGUCCAUUGAUUCCCCAACACCAGCAGAAACGUGGUGACCCCCCACCCCAGGGACCCCAAGAGGAACAGCAAUUUGAUAUACUGCCAAAGGCUCCAGCUGUACUGCAGUAUAAUGAUUAUCCAACCAAAAUGUUCAAACAACAUCAUGGCGUCCUUUCCCAGGAUCCCUAUGUGGCCCAAGAACCUGAGGUGUUCAAACAGAAUGCCCAAUAUUCCAGCUACUCAAUGCAGCAGCCAACUAUACCAAAGCAGCAUCAAGGUUAUGCUCUACAGGUGUCCAAGAAUCCUGAACAAAAAGUUAUUCAACAAAACGUACCCAACGUAAAUGCUACUUGGGUAAGCGCAGGGGGGAGAUGAUCAAACUGCCUCAUGUUGCCAUCAGCUGACCAAGUCUGUCCCAGAAGUGCCACUACUAAACAAAAUGGUAUUGGCACAAAGCAUUGGAGUGUGCUUUAGGUUGCAAAUAAAAAAAAAUUAACUAUGAA